Molecule: messenger RNA, 495 nt
Organism: Cladophialophora yegresii CBS 114405
Lineage: Eukaryota; Fungi; Ascomycota; Eurotiomycetes; Chaetothyriales; Herpotrichiellaceae
Exons: 2
Coding region: 1-495 (164 amino acids)
Source: RefSeq, a predicted model, not a curated record
AUGACGUUCCCGACCCCUUCGUCAGAUCCGCCCAAGCAUGAGAUGGCAUAUUUUCCGGACAUGACGACGUCGCUGCCGACCGAGUCGGGUGAAUUCCGCCGUGUGUUAUGGACGGGCCUGUACAGUCAAUUGGUCCUGAUGACCGUGCCUGUAGAUGGGGAGAUUGGAGACGAGAAACACACUGUCGACCAGAUCCUCACUUUCACAUCCGGCAAAGGCAAGGCCACCAUCAACGGUGUGGACCAGGAUGUCAAGGCCGGCGAUCUUAUCAUCGUGCCCGCAGGCACGCAGCACCAGUUUAUCAACACAGGUCCUACGCCUCUCAUCUUAUACACCGUGUACUCGCCUGCGGAGCACAAGCCGACCACCGUGCACAAGGACAAAGCGCAGGGAGAUCGCGAAGAGGAGGAAGGCAUCGACGAGGCUCCGGAGUGGAGUCAGCGCAGUAAGAAGGAAAACGAGGAUUUGGGCCUUGUAGAACCGGAGGGGCACUAG